Molecule: messenger RNA, 771 nt
Organism: Lutra lutra (Eurasian river otter)
Lineage: Eukaryota; Metazoa; Chordata; Mammalia; Carnivora; Mustelidae
Product: translation initiation factor IF-2-like
Exons: 3
Coding region: 1-771 (256 amino acids)
Source: RefSeq, a predicted model, not a curated record
AUGAGAGAAAAUUCAAUCAAUCUCUCAUGGGAGCGCGCCCGAGACGUAGUCAACCGAAACCGUGGGCGUCCCACCCCUCCUCGUCCUCGGCCGCCCCGCCGCCCGGCCGCGCCUCGCCUCACGCUCUACGGGGGAGGCGGGACCAAUCAGCGAGCGUCGUCUCCCUUCCGAUUCGAGGCCCCCGACGCGCGGCUCACACCCCGAGCACCGCGCGCGCUCAUUGGCUGCGCGCGCCGCCGGUCCGGCCGGGAGGGCGGGGCGGCCGAAGGGAAAGGAGGUGGGGAGGUAUUGGCCCGCGACUCUCCGAGCCCCGCUUGCGCCCCGGCCCUUCCCGGGCGCUCGGCCUCCUUCCUUCCCUCCUCCGCUCGCCUCGUCUUCCGUGCGCGCCGAGCGCUGCGCUCGGCCGGCGUGCCUCGCGCCGUAACGGGCGGCCGGGGGCGCCAAUCAGCGGGCGGCAGGGUGCCAGCCCCGGGGCUGCGCCGGCGAAUCGGCGGGGCUCGCGGCCCGGGGUGGGAGGCGGGUCUACUGCGCGGCCGCGGCGGCGGCGGAGCAGCUCCCAGCCAGCAGCCAGCGAGCGCCGAGCGAGCCGCCCGGAGGUGGGUGCGCCGCGCCGCUGCGGCCGGCGGCGGAGGGCGCAGGGCGGAAGCGGAGCCCCUCAUCCCAUUCGGAAGAGGAAGGAACAAAAGGUCCCGGACCCCCGGCUCUGACGGGGCGGGACCCGGAGCCUCUGUGCAGGUAAAGCGGCGGCGCCCGGCGGGCCCUCGGGGCUAG